This is a messenger RNA of Spirometra erinaceieuropaei, 810 nucleotides long. The record is from the annotation of a GenBank genome assembly. Lineage: Eukaryota; Metazoa; Platyhelminthes; Cestoda; Diphyllobothriidea; Diphyllobothriidae.
AUGACCAACGGGUAUCCUCGCAACUUCAUCGAACGUGGCAGACAGGCUGGACCGAGCCGACGUUUAGUGACAGAACAACCAACAAUAUGGCGGGCGCUUCCAUACAUCGACGGCGUUUCUGAGGCCGUCUCGCGUCUCUUAAGACCGCUGGGGAUCGGCAUCGCCCACCGACCGGAGUCAACAAUUCGACACCUGGUCAUAAGACCUAAGGCCCCUCUGCCACUAGGUGAAACCACGAAUGUCAUCUACCGGAUCCGAUGUAACUCCUGCGAAGUCAACUACAUUGGAGAGACCGGCAAACGGCUACAGACUCGUGUUAGAGAACACAUGAGGGCAGUAAGGCGAAUGGACCCUUUGUCUCUGGUGGCCGAACACUGCGCCGAUGCCGGACACACGUUCGCCUUUCAGCAUGCCGAAAUUCUGGGCCGGGGAAACGAUCGCAUAGCCAAGGAAACAAUCGAGGCUUGGCACACGGGGACAACCUCUAUCAACCGCUGUGUGGCUCCUCCCGCUGCCUAUCAAGCCCUUCGAGCGCAGCUCAGUAAACAAAUGAGCAGACGUGCACCCAGGCUAAACAUUAAUCCAGACAUGAGCGAGUACAUGGCGUAUACACACUCAGCCACCCCUCAAUCGGGUUCCGACGAAGGCACAGUCCUCACCACAGCCGGUCCAUCUACUAGUCCGGCGGACGAGAAAACGGUCAGUCGUUGCGGCGAAAACAAGAUUGUCAGGCUUGGACGACAGCUACGCUCAAUGAAGGUACGAACGACGACCACCAACGUCUCAACGCCGGCCUCCGAUGUAGAUUGA